AGGAAGGAAGGAGCGCAAGCUUGCGCGCGCUUGUUCUCGCGAUAUCUGGAGGAGCAGGUAUAGAGAGAAGAGAGAGCGAGAAAGACGGAGAAGAGCCCCCCGCGCGUUACUACAGGAAGCUUCGGCGAAUUUUGUCCGUGUUCUCGCGAGAGUUGGCGGCUUACCUUCUCCCCUCCUCACUUUCCUCUCCCGCCCCUCCCCCCAACCUGGAAGCGGCGCCGUUUCGUGGAGGGAAGUAAGAGGAGGCGAGGAGGAGAAGGAGGAGGAUGGGGGUCCCGGCGUGGGGGCCUUGCUAGGGACUCGGCCGGAGGGAGAGGCGGAGGGGGCUCCUCAGCAGGGGACUCGUGGCCCCCUCCAGGGCCCCCGGCGCCUCCGCGGCCAGCCAGGCCUCGGCACCACUCUCUCCUUUCCCUCAGAAACUUGGAAGCAGCAGCCUUGAAGGAGAAAGUACAGCCAGCUGUGGCCUUCCCUCUCGUGAGGACUCAGGGCCUCGAGUUGGUAGCCGAGGGGGCGUUUCAGACCCUAGAGAAGCCAUUAUUCCAAUUCUUGGGGAGACCUACAGCUUAGAGGGGUCUGAAGUUGGAAGAGAAGGGGCCACUUUCAGGAACUUUCCCUCCUUUUAGACGGUUUGGAGGGAUCCAUCUCCAGGAGUAGUUGGGACCCAUACAUUGACCUUAGCAUUUUGAGAUUGGAAUCUCCAGCUAAGGAAAGUUAGCUUCCUGUCAUUGCCCACCCUUGAUAUCUAGGAGCAGGGCCAUUGGAAUAUAAGUUGCCCCGCCCCUUUAAGGGUUAAGUUGAAGGUCUGUGUCUUAGGCAGUGGUUUGGGCUAGAUCCCCUUCUAGCUCCAAACUCUGGUAAGACAACCGCAUGCCGAAAAGAGCAAAGUGGCUGGAUGUAGGAGAGAAGUGACGCAAGGGAAGGGGGUGGCCUUGACAAUUAGGGUUGGGGGUUUUGGAGGAGUCCCCCCUCUUUUAGAGCCCAGUGGAGAAGGAAUGCCAAACCCAGAGAGACAUGGGGUCAAGAAGGAAUCAGGAGGAGGAGCGCUCUUGCAUCAAGAAGCCGUAUCCAGCAGCGGGAGCUCAAACAACAAAGAGAGGCACAGGCUCUCUAAGCACAAGAGACACCGGUCCAGGCAUUCCAAAGAUUCACCGUUGGGGGCCCAAGACGUUGGAACAGCUCUGGGAGGCAUGAUCAAGCCUUUGGUGGAGUACGAUGACAUCAGUUCGGACUCAGACACCUUUUCUGACGAAGCUGUCCUCAAGCCGGAACGCAGGGAAAACGACGAAAGAAAAGGGACGUCGGAGAAAAGCGACCGGCUACACAGGCACCGUCACCAUCAGCACAGGCGCGUGCGGGAAUUGAUGAAAAGCAAGCUGGUGGACAAGGAGAAGCGGAACCAAGAGUCCUCGGGGAAGUUGAGUUCUGCAAAGGACAGGGUGUCGGGAGCUUCCAAAAGGCUGCACGAGGAGAAUGACGAACAUCCCUCUAAGACUUUCAAGAGCAGCAGCAAGGAGUCCCGAUCAGCCAAACUGCAUAAAGAAAGGGCCAGGAAAGAGCGUGAGGCAAAAUCUGGCCACAAGGACCGCAGCAAAAGUCACCGUAAAAGAGAUGCCCCCAAAAGCUAUAAAUCCCUGGACAGUCCAAAGCGGAAAUCCAGGAGUCCCCACCGCAAGUGGUCAGACAGUCCCAAACAAGAUGACAGCCCCUCGGGAGCAUCGUACACACAGGACUACGAUAUCAGCCCUCCACGCUCACACACAUCCAGUAAUUAUGAUUCCUACAAAAAAAGUCCAGGUGGGUCCUCAAGAAGACCGUCAGUCAGCCCACCGUACAAAGAACCUGCUGCGUACCAGUCCAACAUGCGUUCUCCCAGUCCUUAUAGCAGGAGGCAGCGGUCGGUCAGCCCAUACAACAGGAGACGUUCAUCCAGCUACGAGAGAGGAAGUGGAUCUUACAGCGGAAGGUCCCCCAGCCCAUUCAACCGAAGGCGAUCCAGCAGUCCUUUUGUUUCCAAGCGGUCAAUGAGUCGGAGUCCUGUAUCCAGGAAGCCUGCAAAAUCCCGAAGUAGAAGUCCUGCUUAUUCGAGGCACUCGUCAUCUCAUAACAAAAAACAAAGAUCUGGGUCCCGCAGUCGCCAUUCCAGUAUCUCACCUGCUCGACUGCCUUUGAAUUCCAGCCUCGGAGCUGAGUUGAGCAGAAAGAAAAAGGAGAGAGCAGCAGCAGCAGCAGCAGCAGCAGCAAAAGUUGAUGGGAAGGAGAGUAAGGACUCGCCUAGUACGCUGUCUAAGAAAGAAAACAGUUUUUCUGAAAUUAAAGAGCCAGUAGUGGAGGCAAAGAAGGUAAAAACCAUUAAGCCUGAGAAGUGCCCUUCUGAUGCUGAGAUGGCAAAUGUCCUACAGCACAAUACAGAGACAAAAAUAAUGCCCGAGCCUGUAAAAAUAAAAGUUGUAGAGAACUCGGAGAAGAAACUGUUGGCUGCAGUUAAAGACUCAAAAUCAACGGGAACAAAAGAUAUGAAACUUAUAGCAAAGGAGGAGAUUGCGACUCCAAAGGAAACAGAGGCAGCUGAGCAAGAGCCCCCACCUCCUUUGCCUUCUGUUAAGCCACUACCUCCUUUGCCAAAAUCAUCACCCCCAACUCAGGCUGCUCCUCCUCCAUUGCCCCCUUUACCUCCUUCAACAGUUCCUCCCCCUCCAUUGCCUGUCCAAUCAACCACAGUUCACACCCCUGCUUCAGUUCCAUUGUCCCUGCCUUCGUCUACCCACUCCAGGACAUCUCUGACUACUCAGGCUAACUCUCAACCCGCUGUGCAAUCCUUCUCAAAGGCCCAUGUCUCUGUGACAACUGCUGUUGCGCUUCUGAAAACAUCAACAUUGCCUCCACUCCCUUUUCCGCCUGUCCUUCCUGGAGAAGAUGACUUGGAUAGUCCAAAAGAAGUUGUUCAUCUAAAACCAGUGAAAAAAGAGAAAGAACAGAGACCACGUCACUUGCUCACAGACCUUCCACUGCCCCCAGAACUUCCUGGUGGAGAUCCUUCACCCCCAGAGUCUCCAGAACCAAAGGCAGCCACACCACCUCAGCAACCAUUGAGAAAGAGACCAAAAAUCUGUUGUCCUCGUUAUGGUGAGAGGAGACAGACAGAAAGCGACUGGGGCAAGCGUUGUGUGGACAAAUUUGACAUCAUUGGUAUUAUCGGAGAGGGGACAUAUGGACAAGUGUACAAAGCCAAGGACAAAGACACAGGUGAAUUGGUGGCUUUGAAAAAAGUACGUCUGGACAAUGAAAAGGAAGGCUUUCCCAUCACAGCAAUCCGUGAAAUCAAGAUCCUCCGGCAAUUAAUACAUCGGAGUGUUGUUAACAUGAAGGAAAUAGUCACAGACAAGCAAGAUGCACUUGAUUUCAAGAAGGACAAAGGUGCCUUUUACCUUGUAUUUGAGUAUAUGGACCAUGACCUCAUGGGAUUGCUUGAAUCUGGCUUGGUGCACUUCUCAGAGGACCACAUUAAGUCUUUCAUGAAGCAGUUGAUGGAGGGGCUGGACUACUGUCAUAAAAAGAACUUUCUCCAUAGAGACAUAAAGUGCUCCAAUAUAUUAUUGAACAACAGUGGACAAAUCAAGCUCGCAGAUUUUGGACUAGCUCGGCUCUACAGUUCAGAAGAAAGCCGUCCAUACACCAAUAAAGUAAUUACAUUAUGGUAUCGACCACCUGAAUUGCUGCUAGGCGAAGAGCGUUACACGCCAGCCAUAGAUGUCUGGAGCUGUGGCUGUAUCCUUGGGGAACUAUUUACAAAGAAGCCUAUUUUUCAAGCAAAUCUUGAGCUGUCACAGCUUGAAUUAAUCAGUCGUCUUUGUGGGAGUCCUUGUCCAGCUGUGUGGCCAGAUGUCAUCAAACUACCAUACUUCAACACCAUGAAACCGAAGAAGCAAUACCGAAGGCGGCUAAGGGAGGAGUUUGCUUUCAUUCCUGCUGCUGCACUUGACCUGCUUGACCACAUGCUGACACUGGAUCCCAGUAAAAGAUGCACAGCAGAGCAAGCUUUGCAGAGUGACUUCCUGAAAGAUGUGGAUGUCAGCAAGAUGGAUCCUCCAGACCUUCCUCACUGGCAAGAUUGCCAUGAACUGUGGAGCAAGAAACGUCGGCGGCAGCGGCAGAGUGGGAUUGUGGUGGAGGAACCCCCCUUGGUCAAAGUUUCCAAGAAGGAGUCGGUUUCCAUAACAAGUGCAGAACCUAUCAAGAAUCACAGCAGUCCAGCACAACCACAGCCAGCUCAGAUCAAAACACAACCUUGUGCUGGAGACACAUUUGUUGGACUUGGUGACAUCACUCAGCAGCUGAAUCAGAGCGAGUUGGCCGUCUUGUUGAACUUGUUGCAGAGUCAAACAGACCUCAGUAUCCCACAGAUGGCCCAGCUGCUCAACAUCCACUCAAACCCUGAGAUGCAGCAACAGUUGGAGGCUCUCAAUCAGUCCAUCAAUGCACUCAACGAGGCUACCACCACACAGCCAUCACAGGAGUCCCAGAAAGCGGCUGAAGAAGAAGCUGCUCUUGAGGAGCCCCCGCCAGCCCAGCUGUCAGAGGAGCAAGCCACUCCAGACGCAGCAAACACUCAGGGAGACAUGCAGAAUGUCCUGACGGUUUUGCUGAGCCAGCUCCUUAAGACCCAGGAGCCUGCAACAAAUAUGGAGGAGAAUAAUAGUGAGAAGAGCAGUGAACUGCAGGGGUGCCAGCCAAGCCCCACUUUGCCUCAGGAUGAACCAGAAGCCUGUCCUCACAUUCUCCCACCAGAGAAGAGACCCCCUGAGCCUCCCGGACCGCCACCGCAGCCACCGCCUGAUCUGGCUGAAGAAAACAUCUCCAACGCUGCUGAGGAGUUGAACCCAGUCGUGACAGCUGCGCUCCUCCAACUUUUAUCCCAGCAAGAGGCAGGGCCCCCGAGUCACCCAAAGCACGAACCCCAAGUUGAGAGGCCUCCCUUGGAUUACACCACGUCACAAACCUCCUCCAGGACUUACGGCGCCGAUGGCCCCGAGGGCUGCAGCUUUGAUGUGGAUGAUCGGAAUUCCAGCCAAACCAUAACACAGACGUCACCCCAGACCUUGGGGAAAAGUAGGACCUUUCUGGGCUCCGCAAGUCAUCUCGGGGAGUCAAGCAGCUACCAGGGCUCAGGAUCAGUUCAGUUCCCAGGGGACCAGGACCUCCGUUUCACACGGGUCCCUUUAGGGAUGCAUUCUGCUCUCGGGCAGUCCUUCCUCAAAACCGAAGGGAGCAACAACACACUGGCACACUCAGAGGCCAAAAUUCACAACUACAGUGAGGUGGGAGUGGCAAAUGCUAGUUCUAGUGAUGCAGGAACGAGCCACACGUGGGGGGACCCAGUUCAGUCCACGACUUAUGGAAAAAACUUUCGCGGGCAGAGUAGAGUGCCUCCGCGAGGAGGAAGAGGAAGAGGGAUCCCUUACUAAAAUGACUGGAAAGGGGGGAAUUGGAACAUUUUUGCUGAUAUUUUAUCCUCCUAUUCCCCUCUUGACUUUAGAGCAGCCAGUUUAUCAGAGCAAACCAUUGUCCAUUUCUGGUCACCACACAAGCGGUUCAUUGUUGAUAUUUUUUCUCCCUUUCUGCUCACCAGACUGCUGCUAUCUCCCCCCUUUCCCAAUGGUUUUAGAAUGAAGACCCUUAGCCUUUCUCUUGACACCUUUCCAUGCCCAAAGUUCACUGAUUUGGGUUUCACAUGGCAAGUUUUCCUACUCGUAGAUGCAGAGGAGUGGGAGAAGGGAAAAAGAAAUAAAACUUUAAACAUAUAAUAAAUUGGAAAUAUGAAUGGAA
Molecule: messenger RNA, 5823 nt
Organism: Anolis sagrei ordinatus
Lineage: Eukaryota; Metazoa; Chordata; Lepidosauria; Squamata; Anolidae
Gene: CDK12
Product: cyclin dependent kinase 12
Biological process (GO): positive regulation of transcription elongation by RNA polymerase II; protein phosphorylation
Cellular component (GO): nucleus; cyclin/CDK positive transcription elongation factor complex
Molecular function (GO): RNA polymerase II CTD heptapeptide repeat kinase activity; ATP binding; cyclin binding
Source: RefSeq, a predicted model, not a curated record